Messenger RNA from Bipolaris oryzae ATCC 44560, 597 nucleotides. RefSeq lists its product as uncharacterized. The transcript is spliced from 2 exons. Bases 1 to 597 code for a protein of 198 amino acids. NCBI's taxonomy places the organism in Eukaryota, Fungi, Ascomycota, Dothideomycetes, Pleosporales, Pleosporaceae. The record is from RefSeq and is a predicted model, not a curated record.
AUGGGGGGACAACAGACCUCAGAACUGGGGAAUGGUGUUUCUCAAAUGCUAGACCAAACUGGUAAGCACACGUACCACAUCUUUGAGGCCAAUGAGCUCCUAAGUAGCUACAGCAUAAAAGACCUCAACCGUCUCGUCCACGGCCCCAACAUCCACGCGCUAAACUGGACGCCGGCCGUAACAAACGUCCGCACAGGCACUUCAACCACAGUCCGCCACCACUGCAGCCAAGGCUCUGACGGGUGGUACCGCUGCGGGCUGCAGCAAAUGGUCAUGUCGACCGGCUGCAAGAAACACAGAGACGAUGAGAUGCGGAAGGUGUUUGACAAGAUACGAAAAGGGUAUCCUGUAUACGGAUGGGAACUAAACAGACCAGGCAGUGGGGAAUCAAACCAGUGUUCCGAGUCGAAGAUGAAAGCCAUUGUAGAGGCGUCCAAGGCUGAGCAGGAAGAAGUCGAGAAGCAGCUUGAGGAGUGUGGGAAGGUAGAUGAGAGUGUUUUUGUGUACGCGCGGAUGAAGAAAAUGGAAGAGGAAAGGGCGAAAGAAAGGAAGUGGCAGAGAAAGAAUGAGAAAGAGAGGGCAAGGUUGGGUAAGUAA